This is a messenger RNA of Eremothecium gossypii ATCC 10895, 471 nucleotides long. It is a transcript of the gene CBP6, whose product is annotated as Cbp6p. Gene Ontology annotation, biological process: mitochondrial respiratory chain complex III assembly. Lineage: Eukaryota; Fungi; Ascomycota; Saccharomycetes; Saccharomycetales; Saccharomycetaceae. The coding region runs from base 1 to 471 and encodes 156 amino acids. Gene Ontology annotation, molecular function: ribosome binding. Gene Ontology annotation, cellular component: mitochondrion; Cbp3p-Cbp6 complex. The record is from RefSeq and is marked provisional. The transcript has a single exon.
AUGUCCUCCACACCAGUGAAAGAUGCUGCGAAGCAGCUCGUGAAGACUUUAGAGAAGUUUCCAGCGGAAAGAAUAAAACAUAUGCAGUGCUUUCGCGAUGUUCAGCUCUCGAGGUUUAGGAGGAUAGCAGGCCUGGAGUCAGCACCAAAAGACACCAAGAAGCCUUCCAUCAGCGACAUUAAGGAUAUACUAAACAGAACAUCGGGCCCUCUCGGGUUGCGUAAAGAUUUGUUGAAGAAAAUGGCGAAUGCGAUGCCGCAGGAGCAUUUCACGCCGACGUCCAUUGAGCAACAGCGCCUGGCGCUUGAGCGGAUUCUUUCAAACCGCUACAAGACCCACUACGAGGUCGGUGACAAACUCUACAAGCCGGCUGGUAAGCCGCAGUACUAUGAGAGGCUCCUUGCGGAAGUUCAAGGACGCAGCAAAGAGUCGUUGCUCACAGCUAUGAGAACAGUCCUCUUUGGAAAAUGA